Molecule: messenger RNA, 1927 nt
Organism: Fundulus heteroclitus (mummichog)
Lineage: Eukaryota; Metazoa; Chordata; Actinopteri; Cyprinodontiformes; Fundulidae
Product: SUN domain-containing protein 2-like
Exons: 9
Coding region: 279-1226 (315 amino acids)
Biological process (GO): nuclear envelope organization
Cellular component (GO): meiotic nuclear membrane microtubule tethering complex; nuclear envelope
Molecular function (GO): protein-membrane adaptor activity
Source: RefSeq, a predicted model, not a curated record
GUCUUUGCAAACUCACUAGCUUUACAGUAGAAGAGAGUUUUACCGAUUCUUGGUGUAAUAAUUUCUAAAAUCCUAUAAAACCGGUCCAAUAUUUAAUGUGUGGGCGGGCACUGCUGAACAUUCUGAUGUCACAGGGUAACGUGACAUCAGAUGCCUCUGGAACUUUAGUCAUUAAGGAAGCACUCCACUCAGAAUUCUCACACUUCUACCAGUUGAGCUCAAAGAGAGACAAACGUUGGAAAAACUGAAGCAAGACUAACUUAAAUCAGCUAAACACAAUGAGCUACGGCAAAUAUAUGUUAAGAAGAAGCCUCCGUCUGCUAUUGAACGGGUACUACAGCUUUGAUGGAGUACCGACUGUUUCAUACAAAGAGACCAGAGUCAGGAGAUGCAGAAGUCGGCGGCUAUUAAACGCAAGAACAACAGCAGUCCCUGCAGAAGACGGCAGCGGCAAUAUAAAUCAGAAAAACUACACAUUGAAAACAUUUUGUUGGAUCAUCAUCAUCAUCUUUUCCCUGUUUUAUGGAUGUGCCUACCUGUUUUCUGCUCUGCCCUCUCAACCUUCAGAGACACUCGUUACACCAAAUGCAACGGACAUGGUCUUAACCCCAGGAUGCAAGGAUCUGGAAAAGCUCUUAGCCAACCAGCAUGAAGUGCUGCUGAGGAUAAAGAAAGAGGUGGACUACCUUCUACCACCAGCAGAUCUGUUGCCCAACUUUGCUCUGCAAUCUCAAGGAGCGAGGAUUUUACACCAAAUGACCUCAGACACGUAUCAGAGCAGAGAAACGUGUAGUUUGUAUGGAUUAGCAAUACGACGACCAGCUGUGGGACCAACGAUUGUAAUCCAGGGAAAAUCCCACCUGCUUCCAGGACAAUGCUGGGCCUUUGCAGGUUCCAAAGGACGUUUAUCAAUUGCCCUGCCUUACAAAGUUUCCAUCAGCCAUGUCACCCUGGCUCACAUUCCCAAAAUGUUAUCACCGACUGGCACCAUCCCCAGCGCUCCAAAAGAGUUUUCUGUCUUUGGAAAGAAUGAUUUGCUAGACGAGGGGAGCCUUUUAGGAACUUUUCUCUAUAAUGAGGAUGGAGACCGGCUGCAAACCUUCAAACUCCCUGAUCAUAAAAUGGGUGCCUUCACCUACAUAACUUUACAAGUGAAGAGCAAUUGGGGCCAUUCUGAGUACACCUGUCUCUAUGGCUUUCGGAUACAUGGAAAAUUGGAGGAAUGAACAGGAGGACAAAAGAGAAGGAAAGGGGAUAAUCAGAGGGUAGUAAGUAAAAAUGGGGGUAAGUAUAUGUGAAGGUGAAUCAGACUGAAAAAACAAUUAAGUAAAAAAAAAAAAAUCUCAAUCCUAUUAAAAUAUAUUACUAGAAUUAUUUGAAGCUGUGAAAGUUGUUUUGAAAAUAUCUGCAAAUGUGUUUAUUUUGUUUAAAAAAACGCUGGUGGGAAAUAAAAUAUUAAGUGGGCCAGAGUUGAGUUUAAACUAGAUGAGAAGAGGUGAAUAAAUUGGGGGAGGGGGUGUGGUAUGUACAUUAGUGCCUCCUACUGAUUAGGAAAAGAAAUACGGCAAGUUUGUGGGUUGAUCAAUUAGCUGUUUGGGAACCACGGUCUAAGCUUUAGACUACCAUUGUAUGCAAGGCACUUGUAGGUACUUUCUUCUGCAAGUUUAACAGCAAAUAUUUUUAAAAAUGUUCAGUCUAAUUCACCUUCACUUUAUCUGCAGAGUGUGGAAUAUUUUUGUGCAGAGUUUGCAUGUUUUCUCUGUGUUUGCAUGGGUUUUCUCCAGGUGCUCUGGUUUCCUCCCACACCAAACAUGCACUAAGAUCAUUAAAAAAAAUCCAUAAAUGCCAAUGAGAAAGUUUUGUUAAAACCUUAGUUAUAAAAUGGGAUAAGCAUCAAAUAACAAAAAAAAAAAAAAAAAAAAAAAAA